Pistacia vera is the source of this 557-nucleotide messenger RNA. RefSeq names its product basic blue protein-like. NCBI's taxonomy places the organism in Eukaryota, Viridiplantae, Streptophyta, Magnoliopsida, Sapindales, Anacardiaceae. Bases 31 to 399 code for a protein of 122 amino acids. Gene Ontology annotation, cellular component: plasma membrane. Gene Ontology annotation, molecular function: electron transfer activity. The record is from RefSeq and is a predicted model, not a curated record. The transcript is spliced from 2 exons.
CACUCAGAUAAUUAGGGUUUCAAAUUAAAGAUGGUGAAGGGAAGAAUUAACAAUGUACUAGUAUUUCUUCUGGGUUUGUUGGUGCUCCAUUGUGGGCUGGCUCAAGCAGCAACUUACGUUGUUGGUGGUCCAAAUGGUUGGACUUAUGGCGUUGAAACUUGGCCUAAUCAAAAGAUAUUUAAGACUGACGAUGAUCUCUUAUUUUACUAUAGUCCUUCGGAACACAACGUUGCGAUUGUAUCAAAGAAAGAGUAUGAAGGUUGUAAAGCCUCAGAAAUUGCAAAAGUCUAUCACACAGGAAAGGAUCGGAUCAAGCUUAAAAAGGGACCAAAUUACUUCAUCUCCAGUAUUAAAGGCCAAUGCCGCUCUGGACUCAAAUUACUCGUUCAUGCAAAAUAACUCACCUACAUAAUUCGCAUGUUUAAGCUUGGUGCAAUAUUAAUGCAUCUUAAUAUAAAUUUACUAAAUAAAACGUUGGUUAAAUGGCCGAUUAUUGCUUCUGUAUGGGUCGUUUGUAUCUUUGUUCCAAAGAAAUAAAGCUUGUUUAAUUCUUGAAA